ACCGUUGGAGGGAGGUGUACAGUCACCGUCAUCGUCUGUCCGGUUUCUCCGUGCUCCUAGUGACCGGCAGGAUAAAGGUUCCUACAAUAAAAGAUCUGCUCAGUGGAUAUCUUCUAUAUAGGAUCAUUCUCCUGAUUGACCCAUCAAGGAUGAAUAGUGAUAGGGUCAAGAUAGCAGAGACUAUAUUAAAUCUUACCCUGGAGAUACUAUAUCGCUUUACUGGAGAGGAAUACACUGUAGUGAAGAAGUCCUCGAGUGAGCACAGUCAGGACCCUGUGUCUGAAGGAUGGGGAAUAAUCCUGAGCCCAAUCACAGGGCCUCCACUUCACCCCCUAAUAAAUGAGGAAAUCAAUAAAGCGAAUAUCCUAGAACUCGCCAACAAGAUGAUUGAGCUGCUGACUGGAGAGGUUCCUAUAAGGUGCCAUGGAGUCUAUUUCUCCAUGGAAGAGUCAAAAUGUUUAGAAGGAAACAAAGAUCUGUACAAGGACCUCAUGAUGGAGGAUCACCGGCCUCUCACAUCAUCAGUUAGAUCCGGUAAGAUAAAAACACAGGAGAGGCGACACAGUCCUCUUGUUCUACAGCAUGGUUCAGAAGAACAUCACAAUGUCCCACAGGAUGAUCAGCUUGUGAAUCCAGGUGAAGAUCUGAACAAUAUUAAUCCUACCGAGACAUAUGUGAGGGACGAUGAGCAGAGCUUAGAGGACAUUCCUACAGAUAACUGCCUAGAUGACUGUACCAGGAACUUAGAGAAACAUCUUAUAUCUUCAGAUUUUGAAGUAUCUGAUCAUGGUAUCACACGAGAUACAUAUGAAGAACAUACCAAGAUCCAAGACAUACCUUCAUCCAUUCACAGCAAAAAUGUAUUACUUGAUCCCUUCAAACAGGUCCAAUCUUCUGAUUCAUCACAGACUGUAGCACAAAAUAAAAGUCACAGAAGAGGUGUUAAACAUCAAACAGCUCACAUAAAAAAGGAGCCAUUUUCAUGUUCAGAUUGUGGGAAAUGUUUUAACCAGAAAUCAGAUCUUAUUAGACAUCAAAGAAUUCAUACAGAGGUGACGCCCUUUUCAUGUUCAGAAUGUGGGAAAUGUUUUAACCAGAAAUCAAAUCUUAUUAGACAUCAGAGAAUUCACACAGGGGAGAUGCCAUUUUGUUGUUCAGAAUGUGGGAAAUGUUUUAAGCAUAAAUCGAAUCUGGUUGUACAUCAGAGAAUUCACACAGGGGUGAAGCCAUAUUCAUGUUCAGAAUGUAGAAAAUGUUUUAGAUAUAAAUCAGAACUUGUCACACAUGAGAAAAUUCACACAGGGAAGAAGCCAUUUUCAUGUUCAGAAUGCGGGAAAUGUUUUAACCAGAUAUCACAUCUUGUUAUCCAUCAGAGAAUUCACACAGGGGAGAAGCCAUUUUCAUGUUCAGAAUGCGGGAAAUGUUUUAACCAGAUAUCACAUCUUGUUAUCCAUCAGAGAAUUCACACAGGGGAGAAGCCAUUUUCAUGUUCAGAAUGCGGGAAAUGUUUUAACCAGAUAUCACAUCUUGUUAUCCAUCAGAGAAAUCACACAGGGCAGAAGCCAUUUUCAUGUUCAGAAUGCGGGAAAUGUUUUAACCAGAUAUCACAUCUUGUUAUCCAUCAGAGAAUUCACACUGGAGAGAAGCCAUUUUCAUGUUCAGAAUGCGGGAAAUGUUUUAACCAGAAAUCAGAUCUUAUUAGACAUCAGAGAAAUCACACAGGGGAAAAGCCAUUUUUAUGUUCAGAAUGUGGGAAUUGUUUUAAGAAGAAGUCCACUCUGGUUGUACAUGAGAGAAUUCACACAGGGGAGAAGCCCUUUUUAUGUUCAGAAUGUGGGAAAUGGUUUAGGAAUACAUCAGCCCUGGUUAAACAUAAAAAAACUCACAAAUAAGAGAAGACAUCUUCAUGUUUAGCUUUUUAGUGACCACCCUUACGUGUUUUUAUGGUGGUCACUAACUGGCUUUAUUCCAAAACAUACUCCUUUUUACAGGGAGGUAAAAUAUCACCUUGCUUUCAGCUACCAGGGGUAGCUAAGGGUUUGGAGCAAUGAUCAGGGCCACUGUAAAGGUCCCCAAACACACAUGGUCUCCUGUAUUGAAUAAAUAACGAUCAACUG
Bufo bufo (common toad) is the source of this 2117-nucleotide messenger RNA. RefSeq names its product oocyte zinc finger protein XlCOF22-like. The transcript has 7 exons. Lineage: Eukaryota; Metazoa; Chordata; Amphibia; Anura; Bufonidae. Gene Ontology annotation, biological process: regulation of transcription by RNA polymerase II. Gene Ontology annotation, molecular function: RNA polymerase II cis-regulatory region sequence-specific DNA binding; DNA-binding transcription factor activity. The record is from RefSeq and is a predicted model, not a curated record. The coding region runs from base 150 to 1892 and encodes 580 amino acids.